AUGCCUUCGUCAUUAAUAAUCCCUCGUUGGUAUACAACAACAACAAAAAUUACACCAUUGUACAAUUCUCUUGCACAACAGAGUAAAGAAAUUUCUUUACACAAUUCAAAACGACGAUAUCGAGGCACCUUACCAACGGCUAUAAUAACAACUGUUAUAUUAUUUCUAUUCAAAUUACCUUCUUAUUAUGAACGAUAUUCUCGUUAA
Molecule: messenger RNA, 207 nt
Organism: Adineta steineri
Lineage: Eukaryota; Metazoa; Rotifera; Eurotatoria; Adinetida; Adinetidae
Source: the annotation of a GenBank genome assembly